Messenger RNA from Setaria italica (foxtail millet), 2003 nucleotides. Its product is annotated as transcription factor DIVARICATA. NCBI's taxonomy places the organism in Eukaryota, Viridiplantae, Streptophyta, Magnoliopsida, Poales, Poaceae. The record is from RefSeq and is a predicted model, not a curated record. The transcript is spliced from 2 exons. Gene Ontology annotation, molecular function: DNA binding. Bases 564 to 1457 code for a protein of 297 amino acids.
GGAGAGGACAGACGAGGAGGGGCCAUCACGACGUCGCCCUGUGCGACCACACAGAAACUAUUACUCCUCCAGCCUGGACUGCAGAGGGACGAACGAGCUCCUCGCGCUCGCGCCACGGGGGAAGGGAACGCCAGGCUCGAGCUCGAGCUCCCCGCUGCUCGCGGCCGCGGAGCGGGCCAAACACAAACACAGCGAGCGAGCUCGUGCAGAGUGGCGGCAGAGUGUGUUCGUGAGAGUGGGAAGAGGCCACGAACUGAGCCACGGGCCAAUCGGAAUCGCCCAAGGGGGCUCGCUGCCUUUCUUUAAGCGCGCCCCCGCGGUGGAGGCCGAAUCAUCCUCUGGCCACUUCGGCAUCUCCCGGAAGGAAUUCGAUGCCAUGACACCAUAAAUACCCCCUCCUCCCCGCCCGUUCCCACCUCCCCGCCUCCUCCUCCCCGGACCUCCGCUCCCGGCCGCCGCCCAAGUACGCGCUCCCCUGACAGGGAAAGAAAGGCGAAAUCUUGGUCGGUCCGGCUGAUCGGCAGGUGGCGGCGCUCUCUCGGCCGGCCGGAGUUUGGAGAACGAUGAUGGAGUCGUGGAUGGAGGUGCUGCCGCCGCCCUACUUCGCGGGGCAGGCCGCCGGGAGGUUCCUGCCGGACCGGCGAGCGCCCGGUCCCGGGGCGUGGACGCAGGAGGAGAACAAACUGUUCGAGCGCGCGCUGGCACGGGUCGACUGGGACGCGCCCGACCGGUGGGAGCGCGUCGCCGCGAUGCUGCCCGGGAGGAUGGUGCCCGACGUCGUCGCGCACUUCGACGACCUCGAGAACGACGUCUGCUUCAUCGAGGCGGGGCUCCUGCCCUUCCCCCAGUACGGCGGCGGCGCGGCGCAGAACGCCGGGUUCACCUUCGACUGGGACGGCGACGCCGGCGGCCUGGGCUUCAAGCGCUCCUGCUACAUGGUCGCCGGCAAGCGCGGGCGCGGCCCCGACCAGGAACGCAAGAAGGGCGUCCCAUGGACGGAGGAGGAGCACAAGCUGUUCUUGAUGGGCCUGAAGAAGUACGGCCGAGGGGACUGGCGGAACAUCUCGCGCAACUUCGUGACGAGCCGGACGCCGACGCAGGUCGCCAGCCACGCGCAGAAGUACUUCAUCCGCCUCAACUCCGGCGGCAAGGACAAGCGCCGCUCCAGCAUCCACGACAUCACCACCGUCAACCUCCCCGACGACGACGGCGGCAACCCCUCGCCCUCGCCGCCCUCCGUGCUCACCUCCGCCUCCACCCCAUCAUCCACCGGCGGACCCGUCAUCUCCGAGCAGUUCGGCGUCCUCGUCGACAGCAAGCUUCCGCCGUCGCACCACUUCAUGCCGCACCCCUACGGCAACGUGAAGCUCGAGCCUGGCAAUUCCCAUCACGGCGGCUUCCUGGACGACUCUGUUCUGAUGCAGAUGCAAUGCGGCCAGCUGCAGCCUCUCGGCUGACUGACUGGUUCUUGAGCAGCAACAAUGGCAGAAGAGGAAAAAAAACCCUCCCAUCUCUGGCCAUGCACGAGGAGGGAAUCACCCUGUUGCUCGUGCCUGUUCUUGAUUCCAAACAGGCAAACAGCAUCUAGCUAGGUACAACACGUUGGAUCAUACAGCUACGAGCUCAGCACAACUCACAGCCGAGCUCUAGUUCUCUGCUGCAACUGAGCUGAACCCCCCUUGCCGUGUACUCCAGAGAUGAGAGCAAGAAAAGAAAAGGCAAAAAUAGAAGAUAGGGACAAUGCCCAUUCCUGAAUUUCGCCUCUGUGUACAUAAGCACCACGCCCGCGGUGAAAUAAUUUCCGAUUGCAAUUAGUUUCCCGUGUUAUGGGAGGCACGGGAGAGUGUACUGCUAGAUGCUCUGAUUACGCUAGCUUUUGUCUGUAAUGAUGCACGGAUCGAUUAAUCUCAUGUGUUUGGGUAGCACGUAGCAUCAGCAGCAUAUUGUUUGGUGUUUUUGUAAGGGUUUUUAACUUCAAGCUGGGGGUGUAUUAGCAACGGUCA